GGAUUAUAUUAGGCACUGAUCCUUGAAGUCUACAAAACAACAUUAUGUAUGUGUGUGUGUGUCUGUGUUUGUACGUGUGUGUGUGUCUGUGUUUGUACGUGUGCAUGCAUGCACGUACAUGUGUUCCUGUAACACUUACAUAAGCUAAUGGGGGACAAUUAAACAAUCAAUAAUAAUAAAUUUGACAGCAAUUGAAGAUAUUUUAUCUUAAACCCUACAUUUUACGCAAUCUGCACAAUCCUGCAAGCCUUGCAAUUUGUUCAGCUUCUGUAUAAAACCUAGCAAACACACACUCCACCCAGACUAAGGCUUGGACUGCUGCAUAUCGGUGGUCACAAACUGCACCCAGACUAAGGCUCGAACUGCUGCAUAUCGGUGGUCUUUGACCCCUUCUCUCUUCUUGUGCUUGUGAUUACCGGCAGUCUUAGAGCCAUGGCUUCUAAAUGGAUUGUUCUGGUCUUCAGUAUGCUCUGGUGCUUGUCAGCAUCAUCCCGGCUCACAGGUGAAACAGAGACUGAUGUGGAUGAGGGACACGGACACGACUGGGACAUCUUUGACAUCAAUAAAGAGGCAGGAUUGGACCUGCUGGAGGGUGAUAUUGUAAUAGAUGAGACUGACAGCAGAAACACUAUUCUUGGGGAGCAGUAUCGCUGGCCUCAGACUGUACCCUACUAUCUGAAGGACAGCCUGGACAUAAAUGCUAAGGGGGUGAUUCUGAAGGCCUUCGAGCAGUACAGACUGAAGACCUGCAUCAACUUUGUGCCAUGGAAGGGAGAGAAUAACUAUAUAUCUGUGUUCAAAGGCACCGGGUGCUACUCCUCAGUAGGUAACAGGCAGGUGGGGAAGCAGAAGUUGUCUAUUGGUCGUAACUGUGACCGUCUGGCAACGGUUGAGCAUGAGUUUCUGCAUGCUCUGGGUUUCUGGCACGAGCAGUCCAGAGCUGACCGCGAUGACUAUGUCAACAUCAUGUGGGACCGCAUCGAAGAAGGAAAAGAACAUAACUUCCUGAUCCACGGUGAGUCAGUGUCGAGUGCUCUGAACGUGCCCUAUGACUACGGCUCUGUGAUGCACUACAGUAAAACAGCCUUCAACAUCGGGUCAGAGCCCUCCAUCAUUACUAAGAUACCGAGCUUCAUGGACGUGAUUGGUCAACGCGUGGAGUUCAGCGACAGUGACCUGCUGAAGCUCAACAGGCUCUACAACUGCACAACUUCCUCAACGUUCCUGGACUCAUGCAGCUUUGAGAAGGAGAAUAUCUGUGGGAUGAUCCAGGGUCCUGUUGGGAAAGCUCAGUGGGAACACAGACACAGUGUGGCUGGGGGACCCAACACCGACUACACUAACAUGGGCCAGUGUGAUGGAAAAGGUUAUUUCAUGCACUUCAGUACUGUUAAGGGUAACCAUGGGGACCAGGCCAACCUGGAGAGUCGUCUCUUCUACCCCAAGAGAGGUUCCCAGUGCUUGCAGUUCUACCUCCACAACAGCGGGGGUGCUGAUGAUCGACUGAACGUGUGGGUGCGGGAGUAUGACGACGCCAACCCCAAAGGAAAACUGAGGCUCAUCCAGAAAAUCGAUAUCACAGGUGGCAUCAGAGACUCCUGGGAACUGUACCAUGUGACCCUGGAUGUGAAGAUGAAAUUCCGGGUUAAGUUUGAAGGCUUGAAGGGCACAGGGGCAUCCACCGGAGGACUCUCAUUGGAUGACAUCAACCUAUCAGAGACAACCUGCCCGCAGCACAUCUGGCGCAUCCGUGACUUCGCCGGUCUCUUAGAAACCACACCGACAGGUGUGAACAUCUACAGCCCACGCUUCCUGUCCCCCAGUGGCUACUCCUUCAUGGUGAGCGUGUACAUCAAUGGCCGUAGCAGCCCAGGUAGCAUGGCCAUCUACUUCCACCUAACCUCCGGCCCUAAAGAUGACUCCCUCACCUGGCCCUGUCCAUGGCAUCAGGCCACCAUGGCCCUGAUGGACCAGAACCCGGACAUCAGACAGAGAAUGUCCAACCACCGCAUGAUCACCACCGACCCCAACAAGCUGUCCUCAGAUGGCAAUGAUUUCUACUGGGACAAUCCCCUUAAGGUGGGCAGUCUGGUAAACGGUUCUGAUGGCAGCCAGUUCUACCGGGGGCCUGGUACCGGAACCAGCAGCUACCUCACCCACAGCAGGCUGAAGAGCAGGAACUUCAUCAAAGGAGACGACGCCAUCUUCCUCCUCGGUCUAGAGGAUGUGUCUGCACUGCUGGAGACCCAGCCCCUUCCUCAUUCUGCUGUUCAUCAGUCUGAGAAGAGUGCCGUAGUAUCACCCAGCAGGGAGACCAACACGUCCACAGUGGUGAUGGCUGUGUUCAUGAGCUUGGCGGCGGUCAUGUUUGUGGUUGCCAUGGUAAGCGCGGUGUACACCAGGAGAGUGAGGAGACCGGAGAGUGACAGGGACGUGAUCGUUGUGGAGAACAUCUAGUACUGCGAGUGACAACCAACCUAAAAUGGCUUCUUUACUUUUCCAUCGGCAGAUUGUUGAAAGUGCUACUGAAGAAACUUGACAGAAACUAGAAUAUAGCCUAACAAACACUUGACUGCCUGAGGAGAAUCAAUAGAUGGAAAUGUUAGCUAUAAAUUAUCAAUACAUUUUUUUUACAAACCAGAAGUGAGACUUGUUGUGGAAUAUCUUUACAGGAAAAUCUGACAAUGACCUUCCAUCUCUUCAUAAGAAACCGUGACCAACAAUGGAAGAUACAAUGUAUGUUAUUGUAAGUGAAAUUGAUCCAUUUUAUGUAAAAAAAACUAUCUAUUAAAACAAACUAGUCUUGCUUCCAGUUUGCAGUUAAAACUA
Molecule: messenger RNA, 2829 nt
Organism: Oncorhynchus mykiss (rainbow trout)
Lineage: Eukaryota; Metazoa; Chordata; Actinopteri; Salmoniformes; Salmonidae
Gene: mep1ba
Product: meprin A subunit beta a
Biological process (GO): proteolysis
Cellular component (GO): membrane
Molecular function (GO): protein binding; metalloendopeptidase activity; zinc ion binding
Source: RefSeq, a predicted model, not a curated record